AUGACAACAGUGGUACGACGUAAUGUUCGACCAGCAGCGUCAAAUACUGGCGGUGCGUACAGUGAUUCAGCAAGUAGUAAUACAUUUCAAUCAAAUCAAAAUGAACGUGACGAUCGAGAUAAAAACGAUGAACGAGAUAGCGACGAUGAUGAUAAAGAAACACGUCUUACACUGAUGGAAGAAGUAUUAUUACUUGGUUUAAAAGAUCGAGAAGGUUAUACAUCGUUUUGGAAUGAUUGUAUAUCGUCGGGUUUGCGUGGUUGCAUUUUAACUGAAUUAAGUUUUCGUGGUCGUGUUGAACUUGAAAAAACGGGUGCACGUCGUCGAACAUUAGCCAAUCGUAAAGUUAUUUUACUGGAUGAUACAGCAACAGGAGAUGUUCUACUCGAUGAAGCGUUACGCCAUAUAAAAGAUACGCAACCAACAGAAACUGUGCAAAGUUGGAUUGAAUAUCUUAGUGGUGAAUGUUGGAAUCCAUUAAAAUUAAAAUAUCAAUUACGCAAUGUUCGUGAGCGUUUGGCAAAAAGCCUUGUUGAUAAAGGCAUAUGCAGUACGGAGAAACAAAACUUUUUCUUAUUCGACAUGACAACACAUCCGCUUAGUGACAGUGUACAUAAAGUAAAACUAGUAAAAAAAGUACAAGAUAGUGUUUUAUCACGCUGGCCAAAUGAUCCACGCCGUAUGGAUAAACGUAUAUUAGCUCUUAUAUAUUUAGCGCAUGCAAGUGAUGUUCUUGAAAAUGCGUUCACAUCGUUAUCCGAUGAUGAUUAUGAAGUUGCUAUGAAACAUGUCCGUGAAUUACUUGAUCUUGAUCCCGAUCAAGAAACGGGUAAAUAUGAUAGCAAAAUGGAAGCUAUGUGGGCUGUUGUAUCAGCAUUCAACAAAUGA
Molecule: messenger RNA, 888 nt
Organism: Rotaria socialis
Lineage: Eukaryota; Metazoa; Rotifera; Eurotatoria; Philodinida; Philodinidae
Source: the annotation of a GenBank genome assembly